Messenger RNA from Colletotrichum scovillei, 1590 nucleotides. Its product is annotated as MYND finger. The transcript is spliced from 3 exons. Lineage: Eukaryota; Fungi; Ascomycota; Sordariomycetes; Glomerellales; Glomerellaceae. The coding region runs from base 1 to 1590 and encodes 529 amino acids. The record is from RefSeq and is a predicted model, not a curated record.
AUGCACCACUGCAGCGGCUGCUACGUCGAGUGGUUUCCACACCUUCGCCGAACGUACUGCGGCCCAAAGUGCCAGAAGAAGGACUGGAAGACGCACUUUGAGGAGUGUCAGCGUCACAAGCACUUCAUCCGAGCUGUCUGGAUACUGAAAGGCAUCGCGGACAAGUUCAUGGCCGCGACUUUUUCUGGCCAGGCCGUUGAUAUCUCCCCGAUCGAGGUCCGUGAUAACAAGACCAAGGCGCUCGACCUCAACGGCGUCCCCCGCUUCGCCGUCACCCCGGCUGCGUGUGCUGUCGGACCCUGGGUGGGUGAGCAGGUGUUCCCUCUCGGCAAGUCGUACUUGGCGGACAAGAGCAAUGAGGACCGCGCGAGAGCAUUGGCUUGGGAUGCCGGUGACAACCUCUACUACCACCUUCAGACUAUCAUUCGUCAAAUCGUCACCCCGCUUUGUGACGACGUGGUUGAGAUGCAGAUGUUCCUGCGCAAUGCCAACAGUAUUACCUCUCUUGCUGCUGAUCGAUGCCGCGAAGGCCCCGCCAUCCAUACUGCCAAAGGCAAGGACCCGAUGUUCUGGCCUCAUCCCGUUCUGAAUUGCCGACUGAAGGGAAGCGACGAUUUGUUCAUCAUCGACCUUCUUGGAGCCAAGUUCGGCUUUAACGAGAUCCUCCUCCCGGGCGAGGUAUGGGUCAAGUCUAGGCUUGCGUACUGCGUUGGCUCAACGGUUGUCACGGACAUGACGCCUUACUGGUUUCCCCGCGAGCAGCAGGGUCUCGUCUCUUGCCGUGACGAGGUCGCCUACACUUGGAGGUCGUGCAUCAAGACGUACAUCGCCGCCAAGUGGCCCAACGUUCCAGGACCCUUUGCCUUGUCGCAUCUGAAGGAGCAGUUGUUCAGGGAGAGGACUUACAUGUUCAUGGUCCACUCGGACGACAUCUUCAGGGAGGCCACCAACCGUCUGCGCGAGGAGAGACUCUUCCGGCAGUACCUUGUCCACGACCCGAACCCGUACUCUCACGAGUUUGCCAUUGGCGUCACCAACUGUCAGAAGGAGUGCGAUGUCUACGAGAAGAUCUGGAUGGAUCGGCGCGUGUUCGAUGUCAUCGUCAAGGGUGAGCUCAGCGAGCAAAACCAGCUGCUGCCCGCGGGGUCCGAGACCAUUCGCCUCGUCGCACUUUGGGUCGACCGCUUGAUCAAGCACGGCCAGAAGGUCAAGUUUGACUCAGUCGGGCUCCUUGGCCCUCGCAUGGCCAAGCACUACAAUAUCUGUACCACGCACUCGUUGGACGAGCUUCGCGAAAUUUCCACGCCCUGGCUCCUGUGGCAUGGUAUCUCCAAGGAUUCAUCCCAAAAGUUCUUUGAGCAGUGCAAAGGCAUCGUCACCGACUACAUCAAUUCGAAUGCGGCGACGCCCGAUCAGCUGCUUAGUAAAAUGGCGUCGUCCGACGGCCUCGCUAAGUACCUGCAGACCUUGUCGAUGGAGGAUGCGCAAGAGUUCUUGGAGAUUGGAUCAAUGAUUGAGUCUCCUCAUAACGGUGCAUCGAUCAAGCAGCUACGAAAGGAGCUCGCGGAGCAAGCCAGGGACAAGAAGUGA